Messenger RNA from Salvia hispanica, 1764 nucleotides. Its product is annotated as flavonoid-6-hydroxylase-like. The record is from RefSeq and is a predicted model, not a curated record. Gene Ontology annotation, molecular function: monooxygenase activity; heme binding; iron ion binding. NCBI's taxonomy places the organism in Eukaryota, Viridiplantae, Streptophyta, Magnoliopsida, Lamiales, Lamiaceae.
AAAACAUUGAGUUUAUUUAAUUUACCAAUUGCUAUGGAGUACCUCGUCGUGGCCGCCUACGCCGCUCUUGCCUUCUUUUCCCUUCUCUUCUCCUACUUAGUAUGGUCAAGAUUCGCUAAGAAACCCCGCAACCUCCCGGCGGAGGCCGCGGGGGCGCGGUUCUUGGUGGGGCACCUCGACGUGGUGAGCGGCCGCGUCGGGCUGCCCCACGUAAACCUGGCGAACCUGGCGGAUGAAAACGGCCCGAUAUUCAGGAUCCGGCUGGGCGUGCACCCGGCCGUGGUGGUGAGCAGCUGGGAGCUGGCCAAGGAGCUCUUCACCACCCACGACGCCACCGUGUCGUCGCGGCCGCAGAUAAAGGCGGGGAAGCACCUCGCCUACGACCACGCCAUGCUCGGCUUCUCCUCCUACGGCCCCUACUGGCGCCAGCUCCGCAAGCUCAUCUCCCUCGAGCUCCUCUCCGCGCGCCGCGUGGAGCUGCAGCGGAGCGCGCGCGCGUCGGAGACGGCGCUGCUCCUGAGGGACCUCCACGCGCGGUGCGGGUCGGGGCGGGCGCUGGUGGACAUGAAGGAGCUGUUCGGGGAGCUGAGCAUGAACGUCGUCCUCGGCGUCGUGGCGGGGAAGAGGUUCAGCGGCCGGGACGAGGCGGAGGAGGCGCGCCGGUGCCGCCGGGUGAUGAGGGAUUUCUUCCACCUGGCGGGGUUCUUCGUGCCGGCCGAUGCGCUGCCGUACCUCGGGUGGCUGGAUCUCGGCGGCCACGAGCGGAGGAUGAAGACGACCGCCAAGGAGCUGGAUGACAUCGUCGGAGAGUGGCUGGUGGAGCACCGGCAAAAGGGGAACUCCGGCAAGGAUUUCAUGGACGUGAUGAUAUCUGUGAUGGAGGGAGCGGAUCUGCAGAGCCACUACGACGUUGACACCAUCAUCAAAGCUACUUGUGGCAAUUUGAUAUCGGGUGGGACUGAUGCUACAGCCGUCGUACUCAUCUGGGCACUCUCCGUCCUCCUUAACAACCGGCAUGUCAUCAAAAAGGCUCAAGAAGAAAUAGACAAGCAUGUGGGAAAGGAAAGACUAGUGUCAGAAUCAGACAUCACCAAUUUAGUGUAUCUUCAAGCCAUAUGCAAAGAGAGCCUAAGGUUAUAUCCUCCAGCGCCCUUAGGUGGGACGCGGCGGCUAACCCAAGAUUGCAAAAUCGGAGGCUACGAUAUUCCUCAAGGCACUUGGCUGAUGGUCAACAUGUGGAAGAUGCAUCGCGACCCGAGAGUUUGGCCGGACCCCUUGGAGUUUAGGCCAGAGAGGUUUCUCGAGGGCGAUAAAAUUGUGGAUGUCAAGGGGCAAGAUUUCAAGAUGAUCCCGUUUGGUGCAGGUCGGAGAAUUUGCCCCGGGGCCAAUUUCGGGCAGCAAAUGGUGCAAAUAGUGUUGGCCACCUUGUUGCAGUCAUUUGACCUCUCCACACCUGAUGAUCAACCCAUUGAUAUGACUGAGAGUGCUGGAUUGACAAACUUCAAAGCUACACCUCUUGAUGUUCUUAUCACACCAAGACUACCACCAACCCUAUAUACUUAGGAUGUGUUUGGUUUGGUCUUUAUCCUUUCUAAACAAAAUGGUGGAGGUUGGUUUGCAAAUGUCUUUUCUUGAGUGUAGGAUAUUAGGAUCUGUAGUUUGGUAUGCAUGUUUAUUAACUCAAGAAAUUAUUUGAUGUGUUUGGUUGGACACUUGGACUGCUUUUAUUCAUUGAAAUAAUCAAAAUCACCUCCGUACCCUCAA